This is a messenger RNA of Symbiodinium necroappetens, 2589 nucleotides long. Lineage: Eukaryota; Dinophyceae; Suessiales; Symbiodiniaceae. The record is from the annotation of a GenBank genome assembly.
AUGUCGCUGACAACAUGGUGUCCAGGAUUCACCGUGAGCAGUGGCUCGCAUGAAGAGGAUGAGAGCUCCACGGAUUUACUACAGCAAUGCAGGGCCAUGCAUCAGGAUCUAAUCAAGCUGGCGAUGGACGAGCAGGCUCUUCUAUUCAAGUUGUCCACAGAGGUGCAGCGGGCGAAAGAACAACCAGAGGCAAUCCGGAUCGACAUUGAGAAUGGCUCUGACAGUGUGCACGACUACCGCAUGUCAGUGGAGGAAUCUCAUGUCCUGUCUGAUUCGGCAGCUGAAAUUCCUGUGGUUGCAGUGAUUCAUGAGACAGGGGAGCGACGGCUGCUACGGUUUGGCAGCCGCCAGAGCAGAAGCUCUGAUGCAAUUUCUGAUCCUUUCGAUGCCAAGCGAUCGGUGACCUCCGCUUCUCUCUCCUCGGACAAAGUCUCAACCAAGAAGUCACGAGCAGGCUUGGCCGGCAUAGCAGGCUUGGAGCUUCCGUCCCAGCAGCAGAAGGGAGUCCACAAAGUUCCUUCCGACAACAGUCGUCCCUGCUACUCGAUCAACGGCAUUCGAGAUCGAGAGAAUCCAUAUCUACAGACUAGUGUUCUCAACAUACUCAGGACGAACUUUUCAUCAUCUGCAGACGAGUACAGAUGUUGGUGCUCCGGCCAGUUGGCCAGGACGGUGCUGUGGUUGACAAGCUUUUUGGAGAAUUGCUGCUCCCUGGAAGAGCCGGAACGUCGUGGACGUCUGGCACGCUUCGUGAACAGCACCGUCUUCAGCAUAUCUGCAGCCAGUGUGAUCUUGUUGAAUGCAGCUUUCAUCCUGUACACCACAGAUCUCGAGAUGCGCAACAUUGACCAGCCACUUAACACCGACAGCAAUAUCUACUUAAUCGAGCUGGUGCUUGCAUCCUUCUACGUGGUUGAGCUUCUCCUGAAGUUGAUGGUCCACAAGAUCUAUUUCUUCUGGAAUGCUGAGAUGGCGUGGAACUGGUUCGACUUCUUCCUCGUAGUCUUCUCAAUUAUUGAAAACUUGCUUGUCUAUGACCUACUACCUGUUGCAGCCGCAGCCGCAUCAAACGAUGGUGCGGAGGCCGCAGAUGGAAGUUCGUCUAGCGUGAACUUGGGCUUUUUGCGCUUAAUUCGUCUGUGCAAAAUUGUGAAGAUCCUGCGUGUCUUUCGGACGCUGAAGUUCUUCAGCGAACUACGCCUGAUGUUGGACUGUGUGCUGGGCUCUCUCAUCAAUGCCAUGUGGUGUGUGAUUAUGCUUGUCUUCGUGAUGUAUGUCUUCGGGCUCCUGCUGCAGCAGGGGAUUGUGCAGUACCUCAUGGAACAGCGCACAACUAUGUCACCAGAGGCGGAAGAGUACGUCUUUACAUACUUCCGCAGUGUUUUCCGCACGGUCGUCACUUUGUUCCAGUCGUCAACUUCUGGAGUGGACUGGAACGAGCCCUACAAGGCUUUGGAGUUUACAGGGGAUGUCAUGCCAGCAGCAUUCUUAGUCUACAUUGCUUUUGUCUUCAUCUCGGUGUGGAACAUCGUGACCAGCACCUUCGUGGAAAAAGCUUUGAAGCUGGCGCAGCCAGAUGUGGACAUGCUCAUUCUGGAACAGCAGUUGCAAGACUUUGAGGAUUGCAAAAUGCUUGCCAGGCUCUUCAAGAGCAUGCGUCCAACAGACGACGAUGAGCGCAUCGGAAUGGAAGAGUUCCGUCAGUUGGUCGAGACUUUCGAGUUCCGUUCAUAUCUCCAAACCCGGGGCAUCGACAUUAAGAAUGCGGAGACUUUCUUUAAGAUGCUCGUGGAGUUGCAGGGAGAGCCAAUGAUAGAUGCUACAACUUUUGCCAAUGCGUGUGUCCGUAUGAAAGGCGCUGCUACUAGCAUCGACUUGCAGACUGUGAUGUUCACUACCCACCUCAUGAACCAGGAGCAACGAAGGUUUUUCCAAUCUAUGUACAACCGCUUGAUGACGAUUGAGACAAUUCUACACGAUGAGCACCCUGGCAGUCAGCACGGAGAAGACUCAAUUCCAGGUCCUUUUCUGACGCAAAGCCUAGAUGAACGAACUGUUUCACCACUCUUGCCUUCCGAAGAUCACGAAGGACAGCAGUCCACAGCCAUGGUGAACAUGCUGCAAGAAGUUACUUUCCUCAGCUCGGAAAGUGAUGGGCAAGAGGAGCACUACGUGGGCGAGUUCCUGAGCUCGCAGCUUCAUGGCUAUGGUGUUAUCACUUCAGUGAGCGGGUGCAGAGUUUCGGGUCGCUUUGAAUACGGGUUCUGCGUCGACGGCCAGAAAAAUCAGUCACAAGGGCACGUCUACGUCGGCGAGAUGCAGAGGAGUCUGGAACACGGCCCUGGCAUCCAGUAUGGUGAUCAGCGACAAGCUGGAUUCUGGCUUGAAUCGAAGCUGGCCACUGCGCUGAAGUAUUCUGGAUUAGGAAAAGCCGGUGUGCUGCUUGGGGAGAGUUUCGAGGAUCAUGCGACGCGCUCCGAUCCGCCCCCAGCAGGCAUCGCCAUGCACACGCUGCCAAGUGGAGACUGGUACGUAAGUGCCUUGCUGUGCCAAUCGUUGAGACGAUUCGACGGAGCCUUUGUGGCUUAG